Molecule: messenger RNA, 1053 nt
Organism: Penicillium canariense
Lineage: Eukaryota; Fungi; Ascomycota; Eurotiomycetes; Eurotiales; Aspergillaceae
Product: zinc-dependent alcohol dehydrogenase
Exons: 3
Coding region: 1-1053 (350 amino acids)
Molecular function (GO): zinc ion binding; oxidoreductase activity
Source: RefSeq, a predicted model, not a curated record
AUGUCUAUUCCUCAGAUGCAAUGGGCCCAGGUCGCCGAAAAGAUCGGGGGCCCACUUGUGUACAAGCAAAUUCCUGUUCCUCACCCAGGCCCGGACGAGAUUCUGGUGAAGAUUCGUUAUUCUGGUGUCUGUCACACCGAUCUUCAUGCCAUGAUGGGUCACUGGCCUAUCCCAGUUAAAAUGCCUCUGGUUGGAGGACACGAAGGUGCUGGAGUGGUCGUGGCCAAGGGCGCUUUGGUCAACGAAUUCCAGAUCGGCGAUCACGCUGGAAUCAAAUGGCUGAAUGGGUCGUGUUCUGAGUGUGAAUUCUGCAGGCAAUCAGAUGAUCCCCUGUGCGCUGAUGCAAAGCUUUCUGGGUAUACUGUGGAUGGUACGUUCCAGCAGUAUGCGAUCGGCAAGGCUACCCAUGCGUCGAAAAUUCCUAAAAAUGUCCCUCUUGAUGCCAUUGCUCCGGUUCUAUGCGCCGGUAUCACUGUUUACAAAGGACUGAAGGAAUCUGGAGUUCGUCCUGGCCAAACAGUCGCGAUUGUGGGGGCGGGGGGUGGGCUGGGGUCCCUUGCUCAGCAGUACGCAAAAGCUAUGGGUAUUCGGGUCAUAGCCGUGGAUGGAGGAGACGAGAAAAGGGCUAUGUGUGAGCAAUUAGGUGCCGAGGCCUAUGUUGACUUCAUGAAGUCGAAGGACUUGGUGGCUGAUGUGAAAGCAGCGACCCCGGGCGGCCUUGGGGCCCACGCUGUGAUCCUGUUGGCAGUUUCGGAAAAGCCGUUCCAGCAGGCUACCGAAUAUGUUCGGUCUCGAGGAACAAUUAUCGCUAUCGGCUUGCCGCCUGAUGCAUACCUCAAAGCCCCUGUGAUUAACACAGUGGUGCGCAUGAUCAGCAUCAAAGGUAGUUACGUUGGUAACCGACAGGAUGGCGUGGAAGCCAUCGACUUUUUUGCCCGCGGCUUGAUCAAGGCUCCCUUCAAGCUGGCCCCACUGAAAGAUCUCCCACAAAUUUUCGAACUCAUGGAACAAGGCAAAAUUGCGGGCCGCUAUGUACUCGAAAUGCCAGAGUAG